UUUCGGUUAUAUCUCUGAAAUAAGGUCUGUGGUUACUAGGCAUGUAAAUCCCAAGUUUUAGCAUGAAACGAUAUUGUAUUUAUUAUGUUUACGAUCUGACGUUAUUCCAGGUAAGCCUUCAAAAAAAAAAAAAAAAAAAACAUCUUUACAACAUGAUGUGAAUAUGUGCUCUUUGAAUGGCUGUUUUUAUUGAAAUAUUGGACUUCCAGGGGGGUCUAAAUGAUAAACUACUUCUUAAUGUGAGAUGGCGGUUCUGUAACUUUUUGAUGGGAUCAAAAUUCUUUAUGAUGCUUUUAUGAUGAUUUUCCCACACUUUUCCAUUCCAUUUGUUGUAUUUUUCCACACAAGUAAUUGUACAUAUUUUUUGCAUUAUUCUACAUCCUUUUUUUGUUACUCUAGGACAGCCUAGAAGAGCUCCAGUGAACCUUUGUAUUUUAUUUAUAUUGUUAUGCUGUUUCUAUUGUGAGCAUGCAUGUUUUGAUUGAUGUAUGAAUUUAUGAUUCGGUCUAGAUGUGCGUGACAGUACUUUGAGUGAUAUUUGUCAAAUAUGGGUUCAAAAUACAUGUCAGGAGAUAUACUUUAAUAGCAAUAAGAACAGACAGCAUAAAAUCGGAAAGCACGCAUUAUCUUACCGCCCACAUGCCAGCAGGAAAUCAGCAAACAUGAUUGGUUGGAGCUGAAGAAAAUUGCAAACACCCAAACUGGAAUUCUGAUUAGAGAGAGAGAGAGAGAGAGAGAGAGAGAGAGAGAGAGAGAGAGAGAGAGAUCCAUCAGAUGAGUUUACUCCUCAGAAUCCAGCACAGCAGAGAGGUAAGUUCAUACACUGAUGUUGAUCUAAGUAACAUUACUGUGUGAGGUAGACAACUUUUAACAUCACCUGAGUAUUUCCGUGUUGCACUACAGUUACUUUAUUCUGAAACUCCACCAACGUUAAGUAGGCUAAAGUCAAAGUUUUUUACUUUGAUUUUUUAUGACAGCUAUAGUUUUCAAUAUUACUUUCAAAUCAAGAUGUUAAAAAUAUAUGAAAAGAAUAUAAAACUGUUUAACAGUAAAUUAAUAUACCCAGCAGGAUUAAUAUAUGACUGACAGGUGGACGGCAGGUGUACUUGGGUGAACAUUCCUUCCUUUCUUCUGUCUCCAGCCCCAUGAAACUUGUGAACUCCAGGUUCUUACCUCUGUGUCUAGCUGUAUACCAUCUUAACGGGCUGUGUAACAAGUAUGACAUAUGCAUUUACAAAGCUGAAGACCCAUCAUGCUGGUUUUACAAGAAAUGUCAGGUAUGGGGUUAUCUGAAAAUCUUCCUUCCAAAAGAAUUGCACCAUGGCUAGCCUGGGAAGGGCUAAGUUUACUUUGGCAUUCCAACUGAGAGCUGCAACAUGUUUAGAGAGCAAUGUAUGAGACAACAGCUUAUUCCAUAGGCACAUCCUUAAAAUCCUUUUGGAGAAGUCUGAACAGUUAGAGAGGACAAAUUGAUAGACUGGUUCUCUAUAACCCUCACCUUCACUGGGCUAGUUAGUUUGCAUUAUGGAUGCACAUCUGCCAUUGCGCAACCAAAACAGGAAGAGGCAUUGUUUUUACCUGGUCGUAUCCCCAGGUAACAGUGGAGCAACUGAAAUAACUGCAGAAAAUCACAGAGCAUAGGAGAAAACCCAGCUGAUGGAGGAAGCAAAGAAAGUGAAGAGGCAGGCGUUCACUCAGUGGAGAGCAACAGUCUUGUGUCAAAGUCUGUUCCCUUGCUUGUUGUGGAAUUUCGUCUCACUUAACCUUUCAGGAGAGAUGAAGUUUAUAGAACAUGGCCAUGAAGGAGCAACAUAACAUCACGUCUGUCUGCACAGUGUUGCCUUGAUAAUCCUAACAAGUCUUCCCAAGUGUCCAAAUUAUAUAUUGCAGUUUCACGAGCAGUGCUUCGAUUCAUGGUUAUCUGUUAAAUAACAUAGAAAAGGGGGUGAUGCAGAAUCAAUGCAAAUAAUGUAGCUGAGGAGGGAUCUCAAAAACUAAUUUUACUGAAAAGAUACAGCAUGUAGAUAAAAAGCUAUAAUUCACACUAUGGGUAAAAUUUAGCUUAAUGGUUGUGUUAAAGCCACUAGUAUAAAAAAAAGGCUGUGGCAGAUGCCAAUGAAUGCCACUCGUACUUUUUCUUAUCUCACUAUAAGCUAAGGGAGGAAAUCAGGCAAGACUUUCACUCCCAUAGGUAAAAGUUGGUCACGUGUUUUUUUCCACUUCCCAGUUGGUAUAAUUUGUUGACUGAAAUAUGUUCCUGCUUGUCUGAACAUGAAAUAAAUACAGUGAAGCAGUCAGUGCACGAUGAGCCUCAAUGUCCCAGGACUGGUGUCGAUGGUGUUCUUCUACCUGCUGGUGCUUGGCACCGGCAUCUGGGCCUCCAUGAAGACCAAGCAGAUGAGGAAGAGCAGCCAGGCAGACCAGACGGAGGUCAGUCUGCUGGGCAACAGAGGGAUCAGCCUUGCAGUGGGAGUCUUCACCAUGACAGCUACAUGGGUUGGAGGGGGCUUCAUCGUUGGUGUGACAGAGAUGGUGUACAAUCCAACCAUGGGACUGACCUGGGCUGUUAUGCCAUUAUGCAGCGCUCUUUCUUUAGUGGCUGGUGGGCUCUUCUUUGCCAAGAGAAUGAGAGACAGAAAAUAUGUGACGAUGAUGGACCCCUUCCAGAUUAAAUAUGGAAAUCUGAUAAGUGGAGUUCUGUCUGUGGCGCUGCUGAUAUCUGACAUGCUCUGGGUUACAGGCACUCUUAUUGGUUUAGGUGCAACUAUGAGUGUGAUCCUGGAUCUGCCCUACACUCUUUGUAUUUGGAUCUCUGCUGCUGUAGCCAUCGUCUACACGCUGAUGGGAGGCCUCUACUCUGUGGCCUACACAGAUGUCAUACAGCUGACCCUCAUAUUCGUUAGUUUGUGGUUAUGUGUCCCCUUCAUCCUGAUGUACCAACACUCAGCUGACAUCACCAAGACCGCUUUCAACUUCACCUACCAGGCCCCCUGGAUUGGUUCAGUGGAUGGAGACACAGUGUGGAGGUGGAUUGAUAAUUUUUUGUUAUUGUCUCUAGGAAAUCUGGGAUAUCAGACCUUCCACCAGAGGAUUCUGUCAGCCUCCUCGGCAUUCACAGCCAGGAUCACCUGCUUCAUUGCAGCUCCCCUCCUCCUCGUAUUCGGAAUCCCAUCUGUCCUGAUUGGAGCCGUUGCAGCAUCAACAGAUUGGAACAUGACCACGUAUGGAUCCCCGUCCCCGUACGAGCGAGGUGAAGCCAGUCAGAUUCUGCCCAUUGCUCUGCAGCACUUCGCACCAAACUACGUCUCCAUCAUCGGUAUCGGAGCAAUAGCUGCUGCAGUGAUGUCAUCUACGGACUCUGCUUUAUUGUCCUCCGCCUCCAUCUUCACAUCCAACAUCUAUAAGAACAUCCUGAGGACCAAGGCAUCAGAUCGAGAGCUCCAGUGGGUGAUCCGAGUCACCGUGGUGUUGGUGGGCUUGGCUGGCACAUCACUCACCUUCUUACAGAACAGCGUCAUGGUUUUCUGGAUCCUGGGCUCAGACAUAACCUACACCAUCAUGUUCCCUCAACUCGUCUGCGUCCUCUUCUGUAACGUCUCCAAUGGCUACGGCUCCAUCAUGGGCUUGUUGGCUGGACUGCUGAUGAGAGUGCUGAGUGGAGAGCCAUCGAUAGGGUUGCCAGUCAUUCUCCACUUCCCAGGUUGCACACUUGAGGAUGGUGUAUAUGUCCAGCGCUCUCCUGUGAGGACAAUCUGCAUGUUGUCCAACCUGGUUGCCACUUUGAUGUUCUCCUACCUGGCUUCACUGCUCUUCAAUAAAGGAGUGAUUCCUGAGAGGUGGGACGUAUAUAAAGUGAAAACCCAAAAACCGACAUCCAACUCAGUACCAUUAAGAGACAAGGAGAAACCUGAAGUUCAGAAUGACACUGAAGUCAUGUUGGUCACAAAUCUGCAAGACUGAAAAAGAAAUGGUUCAGUGAGAUGUCUCGUGGGGAGCUUCAUUAUCAUGUCUCUAUUUUUGUGUGCUGUGUGCUGAUAAGAAUAUUAAACGCCAAGUGAAUCAUCA
Acanthopagrus latus (yellowfin seabream) is the source of this 4065-nucleotide messenger RNA. Its product is annotated as high-affinity choline transporter 1-like. The record is from RefSeq and is a predicted model, not a curated record. The transcript is spliced from 8 exons. Lineage: Eukaryota; Metazoa; Chordata; Actinopteri; Spariformes; Sparidae. Bases 2305 to 3960 code for a protein of 551 amino acids. Gene Ontology annotation, biological process: acetylcholine biosynthetic process; transmembrane transport; choline transport. Gene Ontology annotation, molecular function: choline:sodium symporter activity. Gene Ontology annotation, cellular component: plasma membrane.